UUCCGGAAUCACACGUUAGUAUGUCCACAAACUGAAAGGUCAUUUAUGAAACAUGUCUCGUUCAAGGUUUGGUUUGCUAUGCAGAAAAGUCCUCACAAAUCACAUGAGGAGGUGUGCCCGAUGGGAUCAGUCAAGUGCAGCCAACGUGGCCAAAGUGACCCUGAAUCAGUUAAGUGAUCACCUGGAGGACCAGAUCAUGAUUAAAACCAUCAGUAAAUCAAGCUUUGUUCUACACAAUGACAAUAUCAGGAUUAUAGGACCCACAGUGUUCUUCCCAAGAGAGGUUCUACACUGGAAUGUUAAAGGUAUUGAGGAUAUAAAUGAAGCAUCCUUGUCCUUGUUUACACUUAUUGAUCCAAAAGUUGAUGUCCUAUUGAUCGGAGUAGGAAAUCGCAUGGAGAGACUGAGUCAAGAAGCUUUGAAGUAUCUGAGAGUCAACAAAAUUAAUUUUGAUGUUCUACCUACAGAGAAAGCUUGUGCAUUGUUCAAUUUCCUAAAUGGGGAACAGCGUCAAGUUGCUGCGGCAGUGAUACCUCCCACUGUCAUUGACGAGGACAUGCGUAUGCCAGUGGAUGAUGACCUGAUCACCUUUGAUCCCUGCGUAGAUAUGUUUGGUCAAGAUCCCGAUGUUAUUAUACCAGACAAAGACGAAGACUGGAGGACACCAGGAGAAAAACUCAGAGAAGCAGCCACAGGUGUGAGACUGAUGAUCAAUAAACGAAGAAAUGCUCAAAAGUUAAUGGACAUGCCAGCCCCAGAUAUUCCGGACAUGCAGGAUAUUGUUGACCGAGUCAUGGAUGAAGUGGAGAAGGAGGCAGCCAAGGAACGUGCACAGAAAGAAAAAGAGAAGGCAGUACAAGAAAAGGGGACUAAGAUAGAGGAUGGAGAGAAGAUGGGAGAAAGGGGGUUGGAGAAAGGUGAUAGAGAGAAGAAGGAAGCAAAGGGGUCAGAGAGAGGUGAAUGGACUGGACAGAGUAAUACAAGUGAGGAUAAAUCUGGGGAUAAUUCAAAAAGUGCGAGAAACACUGACAAUAGUGAAGCCAAAACAGAUGACCCCAAAUCCUGAGAUUUACUCAGUAAUUAAUGUAUAUGAAACCUGAUAAUAUUGGCCAAAUAAACAUUGCUGUGCUUGCAGAGAUGUAAUCUCUUUAUUUUCAUGUUCACAAAAUGUUCCAGUAGAAUAAAAUUGGUUUAUCUUUAAAGUGUACCUGUGGCAUCUAGUACCUGCUUUUUAAUAGGAAUAUGCAUGUACAUGUAUGUGGAAACGAGAAAAAGGAACAGUUUGUGUUUCAACCAGUGAUUUUUAGUCCACCAAUACAAUUUUCAUGUACACUAAUAAUGAAUUGAAACAAUGAAUAUUUUCAAGUUAUUUUAUACAACAAUAUGUUCUUUAAUACAUACAUAUUACAAAAUGCAUGUAUUUGCUUUAUUACAGGUAUUAAAGUUCUUUAAAACAAUA
Messenger RNA from Saccostrea echinata, 1459 nucleotides. RefSeq lists its product as uncharacterized. NCBI's taxonomy places the organism in Eukaryota, Metazoa, Mollusca, Bivalvia, Ostreida, Ostreidae. Gene Ontology annotation, cellular component: mitochondrial inner membrane. Bases 53 to 1066 code for a protein of 337 amino acids. The record is from RefSeq and is a predicted model, not a curated record. The transcript is spliced from 5 exons. Gene Ontology annotation, biological process: mitochondrial respiratory chain complex I assembly.